AUGGAAUUUACUGAAUGAACUGAUAUUUUUUCUUUCUUUCAAAGGCAAGCCUGCCACUCGUAACAUGGCGGGCGUGCUGAAGCAUCGUCUCUUCGGGUAAACGAGGCCAGAGCGGCAUCUCAUUCCUCUAUGUCUAUGGUUUUAUUUAAGGUCGGUCAAAGUUUCCAGGGCUGACCUGCUCGUAGCGCCUCAAACUAUACUCACUAAGUUAAAGUUUUCCCAUGAUGGCAUCACGGAAUAUUUCUCGGUUCUGGGAAUGGGGACGGAAGAUCAUUUGCGUGGGGAGAAACUACGCAGAGCACGCAAAAGAGCUUAAAAACGCCAUUCCUACAGAGCCUGUCCUGUUCCUGAAACCGCCAUCUGCAUAUGUGAGAGAGGGCUCCCCCAUCCUGGUGCCUCUCUACAGCAGCAACCUGCACCACGAGGUGGAGUUGGGGGUGGUCAUCGGCAAAGGGGGUACAGCCAUUCCCCAGUCCGCCGCCAUGGAGCACGUAGCGGGGUACGCGCUGUGCUUGGACAUGACAGCCCGGGACAUCCAGGACGAGUGUAAGUCCAAGGGUCUGCCCUGGACCCUGGCCAAGGCCUUCAACACCUCCUGCCCUGUAAGCGACUUCAUCCCUAAAGAUCUCAUCCCUGACCCGGGCAAGGUCAAGUUCUGGCUGAAAGUGAACGACCAGCUUCGGCAGAGCGGCUGCACCUCGCAGAUGAUCUUCUCGGUACCCUAUCUGAUCAGCUACAUUAGCGAAUUCAUCAGCCUGGAAGAAGGGGAUCUCAUCCUGACCGGGACCCCUAAAGGGGUCUCCGCCGUGCAGGAGCACGAUGAGCUGCAGGCUGGCAUCGAGGACGUAGUUACUAUGAAUUUCAAAGUGGAGAGACCAGAGCACUAGGAGGGAGAAAUGCGCUAACUGACUGAGAGAAACCAGCAGAUGGCAACACUGAGCCACAAACUAUGAUUAGUUUCCCUAAUUGGGAUUUGGUUGAUUUAGAGAUUGCUGCGUGAUCAGGUUAAUCUAAGCCUGACUCUUAUUAUCUUCUAUUAUUUUGUAUUGUUAACUGAACUCAAAUCUGGGUCAAGGAUAUAAAAAUCUUUUAAUGGACGAUGUAUCAGCAGAGAUUUAAAAAUGUUGACACACACUUUGAUAAAGUGCUUUAUUACAAAGAUUCAAUAUUUGAAAUUCAACUAUAAGUAAAAUUAAUAUUUUUUUACACGUGAUUUAUUUUCUGAUUCUGAGAUUGUUUUUUAAUUUAAAAAAUGUUGAUGUUUGUGGCAUGAAAUUAUUUUAGGUAUUCCUUUAAGUCACUUCAAUACAUUUCCAUUCCUCCAAAUAAUUUGAUGCUAAAUUUCUAGAAAAUAUAAAGAAAUGUGCUCAUUUUUACAUAGUUAAAAUUGAUUAAAACCGACACUGUCCAGCUUUCUAAUCCUACGAUCAGACAAAGAUUUUGAGAGAAGUGGCAAAAUUCACCUUUAAAGCAACAAAAUUGUGGCUGAAGAUAUUAGUAAAGUAUGGACAGUCUCCAGAUUUCAUUCUUACAGUACAUGUGUAGUGAGAGCUGAGGCUCUGAGGUGCCAAGCUGCUGCCAAAAACCAUGAAGGAUUACAGGAUGGAUAAAGGAGUGGGCCAAAAUCCCUGAUGUGUGCAAACCUGGUGACCAACUAUAAAAAACAUCUCACUGCUAUGCUUGCCAAUAAAACAAAUUCUCAAA
This is a messenger RNA of Xiphophorus maculatus (southern platyfish), 1704 nucleotides long. It is a transcript of the gene fahd1, whose product is annotated as fumarylacetoacetate hydrolase domain containing 1. Bases 222 to 887 code for a protein of 221 amino acids. Gene Ontology annotation, cellular component: mitochondrion. The record is from RefSeq and is a predicted model, not a curated record. The transcript has a single exon. NCBI's taxonomy places the organism in Eukaryota, Metazoa, Chordata, Actinopteri, Cyprinodontiformes, Poeciliidae. Gene Ontology annotation, molecular function: acetylpyruvate hydrolase activity.